UCAUAAUCUCUGGUGCUCCAUAGACUUUCUAAGGAAAGGAGACAACACAAUGCCCUCAAUCUUGCUUGGUCUGGCUGGCCUGGUGGCCGUGUGGCUUUUGUAUGCUUUGACCAGCUGGAGGCGCCACUGGCAGAGAGCCAAGGCGAGCGGCAUCCAAUGCUAUCUCUCGCCUUGCUCGCCGCAGUGGAUCCCUUGGAAGAUAACGCACAGGAUCUGGAUACCCUUGAUAAAGCUGCUCCCCCAGUCCUCAUGGGAAGCCUGGCUGCCACCCCUGACAGCCGAUUUCUCCUGGAAAUGGCGUUAUGAUCACUUCGACAAGUAUGGGGACACUUUCGUCCUCGUCCAUCCCUUCGGCUUGCACAUGUUCACCGCGGAGGCGAGCGCCAUCAGUGCCAUCACCACCAGGAGGGACCAUUUCCCCAAGCACACGGCAUUAUAUGGUAUUCUGUCGCAGUUUGGUGACAACGUCGUCACUUCUGAGGGGUUGCUUUGGCGCCGUCAUCGCAGAGCCACCGCAGCCUCGUUCAGCGAGCGCAACAUCGCUCUCGCCUUCGCAGAAAGCAUCCGUCAAAGCCUCGGUCUGAUCCGAUUCUGGGAGAUCACCAAUGGUCCUGGUGCCACGCUUCGCACAGUCGAGCGCGACACCAUGCGAUUGGCGCUUAACAUCAUUGGAUACGUGGGCUUCGGGCUCAGGCUGCCCUGGCCGCAGGAGACGAUGCCCGAGGACAACGCCAUGAGUGCCAAGUACGGCAGCGUCGAGCCACCCGAGGGAUAUAAGAUGAGCUUUGUCACCGCAAUAGAGACCUUGUUGGAGAACGCCCUGACGCUUCUUCUCGUACCCUCGUGGCUCUUACGGCUUAUCCCUUACGAGGGGGUCCGCGAGGCUGUGCGGUCGCGUCAACAAUAUGAACAAUUCAUCAACGAGUUGAUGGAGGCCAAGAUCGUGGACACCUCAAAGGGCGAGCGCACCGACGGGGGCAUGGACAUCAUGGGCCAGCUGGUACGGUCGUUCUGCCAUGUCGACUCCACUAGCAGCCCCCCACGCGAGGCAGAACCCGGCACUGUUCGAACCCGUGAAGAGAUUCGAGGCAAUGCUUUCGUCAUGAUUGUGGCCGGCCACGAGACGACCGCGAACGCAAUCCACUUUACCCUCAUCCAUAUGGCCAGCUGCGCCGCCUCGCAACGUCGACUCCACAGGGAGCUAGACGAGCUGCUACGUGACAAGAAAGUGGAGGACCUGGACUAUGAAGGGUACUUCCAGCCUCUAAUGGGAAGCAUGGUCGGUGCCUGUAUGAACGAGACUCUCCGCGUUCUCCCUCCAGUCAUCGAGAUACCCAAAGUCGCGACACCGGACCGAGAUCAGCCCCUUGUGGUGGACGGGGAGGUCUGCAGCGUUCCAGCCGGUACUGCUAUAACGCUAUCAGCUGCAGGCGUCCAUAUGAACCCCAAGCACUGGCCUACCGAGCCGAGCCGCUUGCGCCCUAGUCAGCAUGACCUACUAGACUACGUCCCUGAGCGUUGGCUCCGCACGAGCGACGAGAAGCUUGACGCCCUCGCUGGUCAGCCCGAGGGCCAUGGCAGUUGCAAGGGGCGUGAAGCAGGUCCCUGGUUGUUUCAGCCCGAAAGAGGCGCUUACAUCCCGUUCAGUGUCGGCGCUCGAGCCUGCCUCGGUCGCCGCAUCGCGCAGGCCGAGGUCGUGGCCGCCCUGACGGUCCUCUUCCGCGAAUACAGCGUGGAGCUAGCCGUCGAUGAGUGGGCUACCGAUGAAGAGGUAGAAAGAAUGGACAGGCAGCAGCGGAGGGAUCUCUACCAAAGAGCAGUUGACAAGCGCGACGCGACUAUCAGGAAGGCGAGCUCGCUGCUGACGCUCAAGUUGCGGGGUGAUGGUGUUGCUCUCAGGUUUGUCAAGAGGGGCGAAGAGAGAUUUGUCGACUGGCUAGGACUACCCGACAGUCCAUGAUUUUGGCGGCCUCCUCCGGGCUGAAUAUGCGUCGUACCACGCUCCGUGUAAUCAAGCCGAACGUCUUAAAAUGGUGGUCUAGACCCUUGAAUGUGCCAUGGAAGACGCAACGGGGAGAGAGUCAGGGAAACAUUGUCCAUAGUCCGAAUCACAUCGUUGGGAGGUCACGGUGAGGAUACAACCAGGAACACGAAGCUGGCUGAGUGAUGAGCGGGAUGGUGGUUUCUAUACGUCAUCGAGAUCAACAGCCAUUGUCGUUUUCUCCGGGCCACCUAGACGGAGCGCUUCCCUGGAUGGUGGCGGCCCGGCCUCAUGUAAUGUGUCUCGUUUCGCGGACUUUAGAUGCGGACGGCGUUAAUUCAAGACGACUACUCUGCGAAAUACAUAAUACG
Emericellopsis atlantica is the source of this 2352-nucleotide messenger RNA. RefSeq names its product cytochrome P450. Lineage: Eukaryota; Fungi; Ascomycota; Sordariomycetes; Hypocreales; Bionectriaceae. Gene Ontology annotation, molecular function: heme binding; iron ion binding; monooxygenase activity. The transcript is spliced from 4 exons. The record is from RefSeq and is a predicted model, not a curated record. The coding region runs from base 50 to 1960 and encodes 636 amino acids.